AUGUCGAUGGUUGAAAAAUACAACGAGAAAGAGGUUGGAUUUAGGUUUCAUCCUAGGGACCAAGAACUCAUCCGUUAUUAUCUCGAGCCUAAGGUUGCCAAAAAACAAAAUAAAUAUGUUGAGUUAGAAGACAAGACUGAUAUUUAUGCCAAAGAGCCGUGGCGGUUGACUCACACAAAGUCGGACUUGUUCGAACCUAACGAGUGGUACUACUUCGUGACACAUGAUCAGGUAUCUGAAAACGUCACUGGGAAACUACGCAACAGCCGCAAAGUCAAAGGAGAGACGUGCGAGGGAUGUUGGAAAGCCCCUAAGAAGCUGAGAGAUGUCGUAUCAAAAGAUACACGUGAGGUGAUUGGGAAGAAGAGGAGUCUCAGUUUCUAUGUCAAAGGUGAGAGCAAGUCCAGUGGUUGGACCAUGACGGAAUACUAUCUCCUUGAUGGUGGCUCAUUCCAAAAUCAAGUUCUCUGCCACCUUAAAGGACCAUGA
This is a messenger RNA of Capsella rubella, 489 nucleotides long. RefSeq names its product putative NAC domain-containing protein 94. Gene Ontology annotation, biological process: regulation of DNA-templated transcription. Gene Ontology annotation, molecular function: DNA binding. Bases 1 to 489 code for a protein of 162 amino acids. Lineage: Eukaryota; Viridiplantae; Streptophyta; Magnoliopsida; Brassicales; Brassicaceae. The transcript has a single exon. The record is from RefSeq and is a predicted model, not a curated record.